Molecule: messenger RNA, 13034 nt
Organism: Anopheles stephensi (Asian malaria mosquito)
Lineage: Eukaryota; Metazoa; Arthropoda; Insecta; Diptera; Culicidae
Gene: Rbcn-3A
Product: dmX-like protein 2
Exons: 18
Coding region: 287-10912 (3541 amino acids)
Biological process (GO): vacuolar acidification
Cellular component (GO): RAVE complex
Molecular function (GO): protein binding
Source: RefSeq, a predicted model, not a curated record
AUGACGUUUGCGUUUUGAAAUGUGUCAUUUGGUACGUUUAUGCGGGUGCAGGUCGAGUUGAGCUCUACGAACUUUUUUUUUUUUUGCAGCUGUAAAAACGCAAACCCACAGAAGAGAAAGAAUAUCCCAACGCUCGGUGCUAGUGGUGUGUAGUGUGAAAAAUCGACCGUGCUCGUCGUGCUUUCGGGCUAGUAAAAUUGUGUCCGUGAUGCAAAUCAUGCCCGUGCGGGUGAUCUGUCGUUAAAACUAUGUACAGUUGUUGUUACAAAACCAACCAAAGAACAAAAUGAAUUGUCAUCAGAUUCUCAGUGGUGCUUGCAAUGCUGGCGAUCGUUGUUUUGCUGUUGGAUCCGUCGAAGGAGUUCCUUUCACAGCAUACGCGGCAGGAUGCAAUAUCGUCGUGCUUGCGAGCAACUUUGAGCGUGUCCAAAUUAUUCCCGGUGCGGUGCACAACUACAUUCGCAUCUCGGCACUCGAUGCCAGCACCGAUACGGGAAAGAUAGCAGCCGCGUACGAGGACAAGGUGUGCAUCUUUGAACCGACGCCGCUAAUCCACACGGAAAGGGCGUCAACUCAUGGAUUGGAAUACAAAUGGGUCCAAACCGGAAGCUUGCAGGCUUCGUCACACAUCAGUUCGCUCUCGUGGAACCUGGAAGGCACGAGACUACUGACCGGAGGGACGGUUCUGCAGUUAUGGCACGAACGAUUAUCCAAGCAGGAUGAUGACGAGCCAAGCUCGGUUAAGUUCGAGAUCGGGGGAGAGCGCGAUCCGAAAACGCCCACCGGUGAAGAGGAAUCCGAUAGCAGCUCGUGGGACUGUGUUUGGAAAUGUCAUACCGCGACGCCCGUCCAUCACAUGGCGUUCAGUCCCGAUGGAACGCUGUUUGCAACGUCUGGCAAAAGCGAUCGUUUGGUUAAGGUGUGGUACGAGAACAAAUACACGCUGUUCCCAAACAAGAGCUUCGAUCAGUCGCAAUCGCAAAGCUUCGUUGGUGCGCCGGAAGCUAGCUAUGGCUUCGUGUACGUUGCCCAUCCGCGCGCCGUUACGCAUCUGUCGUGGCGGAAGACGAGCAAGUACAUGCCAAAGGGUUCAGUGUCAAACAUGUUGGUAACAUCGUGCCUGGACAACAUCUGCCGAAUUUGGGUGGAAACCGUGUUGCCGGAGGAUGGGUUAGUGAACAUGAACCAGUUCGAUCCGUUGGCAUCCCAGAACCCAAAGUUUCGCACCCAUCGCCACAAGCAUAGGUUCAUGCAGCGCUUGAAGCACAUGAAGACAUGCUUUCACAUUCGUCGGCACGCGAAACAUAGCGGCACAGGAGGGGCGAAUGGAUUGAACGGCAUGGGUCCGGGCUUUGGAGGGCCAGGAGCGAGUGCUGGGUUCGGCAAUGCACCGAUUCCAACGCUGCCAUCGACAUACAGUGUGCAUGAUUUCCAUUCGUACGGUUACCACGGCACUGGCAUGCGGUCCGGGCUGCACUUUCAUCUCGCGGCGUCGAUUAACGCCGAGACGGAUAUACCGCUGGUGCCGUCGAUGCAUACGACCGACCCUUCCACUCAGCCCAACUUUAUACUGCAUUGGUUGAACAACAAGGAGAUGCACUUUACGUUGCAAGCCGAAGGGAUCUUACAGGAAAUGACGCGCAAAGUGAUCGAAAAGGAGGAAAUGCAAAAUGCCUCCGGGAGCAACAGUGAAGGUGGCGGAGGCGUUGGUGCGAACGACCCGGGCGGAAGUCUGGUAAUGGAGGAGGGUACCAUCACCGAACACCAUCGUAAAGGGCAGCUGAGAAGCACACUCUCGCAGGAGGAUAGCAACAGCAGUGAGGAACAUCCACCGUUACACUCGCAGCACCGGUCGCAUUCGAUUGGUGCGGGAUCGCAUGUCGGGUUGCCGAGCCACCAUUCGCUCUCGAACACUACUUCCAUCAAUUCUUUGGCGAAUGACGGAAACUUGCACGUAACGGAUUCGCUGGACAUGAAGAUCGACUGCUUGCUGCGUGACUGGCAGCACAGCCCGGAUUUGCUGUUUUCAAUUCACCCAAUUGACGGUAGUUACCUGAUCUGGGUGGUGGAGUGGUUGGAUGAAUAUCAUCCCGGAUCGUUCCGCCAGGCGCAGGUUUCGUUCUCCACGCGAAUCCCGUCCGCUUUCCCGCUCGGUGAUGCAAUGUCGAUGUCAACCACCGUUGCGCUCUACAAUACCGGCGGAAAUCUUGGAUUCCGUGAUAUGAUUAUGCGCGGUCCCAAAUCAUCCUGUACUGCGGGUGGACCAAACAGUGCCGGCCAGCUGGAUGUCGUUAGCGAUUGUGUCACUUCCCUACCCAGCGUAAUGGAGGAAAAUGAGGCUAACGAGGAGGAUAAUGCCGAGCAGGCGAGCAAUGCGGAAAUGGAAGAUCAUGGCGGUGAUGCGACCGGUGAUCAUGCUGCAUCGAAAAAGGAUCAUGCAGGAGCGGACGGUGCACCGCUGGAGCAGGGCGAUAUUUUAACCGCACCGCCCUCGCCCACCAUCUCGAUGGUAACGAAGCAUUCGAACGGAACGCUUAACUUGUGGCAGUUAACAUUUGCGGAUCGCAGCAAGUUUUCCCAAGUGCUUAGCAUCGGGCACGCGUCACGUGCCUCCGGACAUCGGUUCCGCGUGAAUGAUAUUACCUGCCACCCGGUACUACCACUGCUGCUGACAACGUCCCACCACAACAUACCGGAUAUACCGGCGACAGGUGACACGGCACAGCCCGCUAGCGGUGGCGAGCACCGUUCCGCGGGAAUGCACCACUCGAAGGAUGUGUGUGCACCGUCAGGCUUUUGCUCUGAGCUGAUAUUGUGGCGGGUGGAUGCAGUUGGACCGCUGUCACAGUCGGGAGGUGUCAGCGAGUUGGCGCGCAUCAAUUCGCCGGAAAUUUCUGCGUUCAGCAACGUUGCUUGGAUACCGACCCUGCUGCCGAGCACGACACUGGGCAAUCUAAGCAACUCACCGUCGGCCUGCUUCGUUGCCAGCGACGGCGAAUGUUUGCGGGUGUAUCAGGCAGUGAUUGACGCGCGUACGCUGCUGGCGGAAAUAUCCAGCUCCGAACGACGGUGUCGAAGGAUGGAUUCGCUGAUGUCGUUGUCAACCGAAUCGUCGGAAAAUGCCGGACUGUUGCCACCGAUACUACACGACAAGAUCAAGAUUGUGUCACAACAGUCCACCGCCCGGCCCGGGUGCAUUAUUCAGCUGGAUGCGAUCGCUGAUGCUACACACGAUUGGCAAAACACACAGUUUCUGCACGUGUUUCAGGAACAGCUGAUUACGGGCGAGCGGACGGAACCGACGAUCGAUCCGUUUGGUGUGUCCGGCACCGCUCAACCCGGAAACAGUUCCAGCAUCGAUGUGGAUGGUUUAAAUCCGGACCUAAAACCUACGAUUGGGCUGAUGGACGGUGGUAUGGGAGCGAUGGUCGAUCUGCAGCGCAACGCCCAAUUCGAGCAACCAUUCUAUCUGGUGGUAUUGGAACGUACGCAAAACGGCACCACGUUGCACAUGUGGCGUAUCGUUAUCGCGUCGCAGCCUGCUGCCUCCGAUGAGAUGAGCAGCAGUAUGAUGUACGUACCCGACAGCAAUCUGGUGCAGGAUUUAGACGAUCCGGAAAACCUACACCGCCCCUCGGUAGUGCCGGACGAUAUACCUAAGAGUGCGGGCCACAAUCGAACACCGCUGGAUCAUGCUUCACACGUUAACAUUUCCACGACAAAAGUGUGCACCCAGGAGCUGCCACUUCCGGACGGUGUGGAUGUCAUCCAUGCGGCUCCAGCCGCUGGCCAUCUGAGCUCGUCCUCGAUCUACCCUGCCUGCUUUGCGCCGUACAUAAUCGUGACGGCUUGUUCCGAUUCAACGGUGCGUUUUUGGAAGUGUAAAAACAUUCAGCGCAAGGAAGGCAAUGGAGGGGCUGGCGGUGAGGAUGGAACAAAUCAGGUUCCGCGGUACGAGUGGUGCGAGUGGGAAAUGAUCCGCAAGGACCAAGAAUCGACAAUUGACGUGAAUGGACAGCUGUUGCACAUUAGUGCAGCGUAUUCGGGACGGAUUGCAUGUGCGUACAAGUACGGCAAGUCGUUUACGCGACCGACCAAGAGCAUCGAUCCCGAGACACGGUUCGUGAACCUGAGUGUGGCCAUUUACGAGUGCGAGUCGACCGGUGGCAGUGAGUGGGUGCUGGAAGAUACGAUACACCUGAAAAACAUCCACCUGCCACGCAUACAGGCGGAUCAUAACUUGGAUCUAAGCUACCUGUACGACACGCGUACGCUGCAGAAAAAGCAACGGCUCAAUCAAGUGUUGCAUACGCUCUCGCACGACGACGCCAGGUCACCGCGCUCGGUGAAUGGCGAUGUAACACCCGAGGCACUCGCCAAGCCCGGGACGGGCUUGUUGGCCGUGCCCAGCUUCAGCACCCUGCAGUCACUGCGCAAGAGCAUCACCGAGCAUGGCAAUACGUGCCCGAUCACGCAAAAGCAUCUGGUACAGCUGGACUGGGUAUCGAAGGAGGAUGGUUCGCACAUUCUGACCGUGGCCGUCGGCAGUAAAAUCCUGCUGUUCACCCCCGUGUGCAGUGAUUUGGCCCAGUCCAACAUGAAAGCGAUGAAGGAAUCGCAAUCCACGAACCGUCCACUGCUACGGAAAGCGAGCUCGUUAGCACAGCCACAUUUUAACGACGAAAUUCGGUGGAUGAAGCUGCGCCAGAUAGAGCUUACCACGGCGGACGGGUUACCGCCCCUACCGAUGCAGAUCUCCUGGGUACGGGACGGCAUAUUCGUGGCGGGAAUGGACUCCGAGAUGCACGUGUACUCGCAGUGGAAACCGCAGAGCAAUAGUCUGUACAACGUGAACCAUCAGCUCGACAUCGACGACAUGUACGAUACGCGCAACCUAAAGGAUGAGGAUCUUCGCUCCAUGGCACAGGACAGCAGCCAGCGCCGGCUGGCGAAUGUAUCGUCCAUGCCGGUGCUAUCGCGCGUCAGCUCCAUCAACCUGAACCAGAUGCUGUCGACAGCGGACGCAAAGAAAAAGAAGCCGCUCGGUGCGGCCAGCACCGGACAGAUUGGUUCCGUGGCGGGUUCGGCCGCUGCCGAUCAGCAGCCAUCCCCCGGCCAGCACGAUUACAUGACCGAUUACGGAUUGUUCGAGGCUUCGCGCAUCGCGUGCCCGGUGCUUCCACAGUACCAUCCCAAACAGCUGAUGGAACUGCUGAACUCGGGCAAAAUACGCUGGGUUAAAGCGAUCCUGGCGCAUCUGGUCCGUUGCAUCAGCGGUUCGUACACUGUGCGCGGCUGUGGAGGAGACGAGGAAAGUCUCAACCGACAGCGUGGUUGGUCUAGAACUCGCACUCUUUCCAUUAGCUGUCCGGCAGGCACCGUUAGUCCUCUUGAACCAAGAGGAUCGACGACACAGAUUCCAGAGGAGCUAACGCUUGACUAUGCGGAGAUCACAUCCAUUCCUCCGCUACCAUUGUGGACCCUGCUGGCGGCAGACAAGGAAUCGACUAGCAGUAAUUUGCAGCAAAACGAUGAAGUUAAGGAUUACAAUGAACUGUUCGAAAGCAACACGGCGGACGAAUCGCUUGACGAUUUGCUGGACGAUGAGAGUGGCGGUGGUGAGAUGAACCGACACACCGAUCGGCGGUCCUCGCUUCCCGAAAAACAUUACCUGUCGCAUUUUGGCCCCCGCCAGGGGCAACUGCUUUCGCGACUGCUGACGCACACCCAUCUGCCCGGCCUGUCGUCGUUGGAUCAGAUGCAUCUGCUUGCGCUGGCCGACACGGUGUCGACGUGCAACAUCGAUUUCGCGGAACGGUUCGCCAUCGACGCAGCCAAAACAGCGAUUGCGAAGGAAAAUUUGACCGGUGUACCGAACACGGAAAGCGUGUCCACCGAUUCGCUGGACGACUGUGGGCUUCGCUUUUUGCUGGCAAUGAAGCACUACAACUAUUUGCUGCGCUGCCUGCCAAUUUCGCAGCGCCAUUCGUUCCAGAGGCAAGGUGUCGGCACGUCCAACAUCGUGUGGGCGUUCCAUUCGGAGAGCGAGGAAGAGCUGCUCAAUCUGAUACCGUCGUACGUGAAAGGGCAGCCCAAGUGGCACGUGCUGAAGGAGCUCGGUGUGGGGUGGUGGCUGCGCAACAACAACUUACUUCGCCAAUGCAUCGAACGGCUGGCGAAGGCCUCGUUCCAAGCGAAUCAGGAUCCGCUGGAUGCUGCCAUCUACUACAUGGCGAUGAAGAAAAAGUCCGUCGUUUGGGGACUGUUCCGGUCGAAAAGGGACGAAAAGAUGACACAGUUCUUCGCAAACAACUUCACCGAGGAUCGCUGGCGAAAGGCGGCGCUGAAGAAUGCGUUCGCGCUGCUCGGGAAGCAACGGUUCGAGCACGCCGUCGCAUUCUUUCUCCUUGCAAACUCGCUCAACGACGCACUGGAGGUUUGUUUGACAAAGUUAGAAGAUUUGCAGCUGGCGCUUGUUAUUACCAGAUUAUAUGAAGGCGAGCAUGAUCCUACGCCACCCAGCUUCAAAAAGCUGCUGUACGAGGAGGUGCUGGGUUGCGAUAAGAACGGCGAAAAUCAGGACCUUAGCCGUGCGCAUCCGGAUCCGUUCCUGCGCUCGAUGGCGCUGUGGAUAUUGAAGGACUACACCGGCAGCUUGAGCACGCUGUUGGACAGCCAGAUCGGUAGCAUGCAUCCGCUGUUCGAUGACGAAAGUGCCGCCCUGGGCCAUGCAUCCCAUCAUGACGCCGGCCACUCAACCAACCCGAACGUGUUCAACUUUUACGUGUACUUGCGCACGCACCCACUGCUCAUAAGGCAGCACAUUGCCUCGUCGGCGCAGGACAAGAAGCGGGCACAGGUCGUGAUUGCCGGCUUUAGUUACGGCGGUGCCGAUACCAGCACCGCGUCCAGCGCGCUAGCGACGGACAAACAGAUUCAGCUGGAGGACUCGAUAACACCGCUGGAGCGGCAGCUUUACUUUACCACUGCCCACGCACACUUUAAGGCCGGUUGCCCAGCGUUGGCGCUGGAGGUGUUGAGCAAACUGCCGACGAAGGUAAUCGAGCAGGAGACGAGCAACGCGCAGAGUCCCGCCAGUGGACCGGAUGGAAAGGUGCAGGAGCAAAGUACGCUUAUUGCGACGGGCACAUUAGAUUGGAGCAGUAGUCAAACCAGUGGCAAAGAAACGGCCGCGUCGUUCGAGUGGGGCAGCAGCUUGGGUAACAGCACAGCCAUGGACUGGGGCGCACCGGUGUCCUCGCAGCUGAAUGGUGGCGACGAUGAGUUUAAGAUUGUCUGGGAAGAUGAUGGUGGGGCGGGCGAGGAUGAAAGCAGCGAUGAUGAUGGCGGUAUACAGCUAAAGAAAAAACCGGAACCCGAAAGUCUCCCGCUCAGCAAGGAGAAUGAAACGGCACUAGAAGACGACGGAUCUGCUGGUGGUGGUGGUGGUGGUGGUGGCAGUCUGGACAUAAUGGCACAGCAGCUAAAGUUCAUUGCCUGCUUGAAGAUUCUGAUGGAGGAGCUGUCGACGCUUGCCACGGGCUUCGAAGUGGACGGUGGCCAGUUACGGUAUCAACUGUACGUGUGGUUGGAGCGCGAGGUGGAAGCAUUGAAACAGCUGUGCAACUACAGUACGGGCGACUCGGAGAACACCGCCAUCGAGGAUACAACGGCGGCGGAAGCGGGCAUGGAUCGCGAUACGCCCGUGCUGGCGAAUAAAUUCCCCCACGAUAAGCCUACACUGCACGAGAUCCUCAUACAGGAGAAGCAAGAUUUCGAAGCAAAAGUCCAGCGAGCGGCAAAGCGCAAACGAUGGCUGAAGGCUAACGAAACGCUGCUCCGAACGUUGCUAAGCUACUGCUCCCUGCACGGCGCUAGUGGCGGUGGUUUGGCGUCCGUGCGGAUGGAAUUGGUGCUGCUGCUGCAAGAGCUGCAGCAGGAGAAAACGCAGCAACAGCUGCUGAGUCCGCUGCCGUUCCCGACUACGUUGCCACUGCUGAGUGCCUGCGUGGCGGGCAACAAAACCGUGAUCGCCGACCCGUUGCGCUAUCUGCAGUCGCACACGCACGAUAUGCUGCAGACGAUGGUUAACAUGCGCACGCCGCCACACAUGAACCGUGCGUACACGUUCCCGAGCGGUAUCUUCGUCCUGCGCGAUCUGGCGGUGGCACUGUCGGCCUGCAUCUAUCAAUCCCUGUGCGACUCGGAUACGUUCAGCGUGAAGCAGUCGUCGUCGUCGAUCGACGGUGGCAGCCAGGGUUGCCACAGUCCCGGCAUGGAGACGAUUGCAAAGCUGAACGCGAGCUGCCAGAGCACGCAUCUGAUGGCGAACGCAGCCGCGCACCAGCGGCGCCGCAAGUACUCGACCGAUGAACCGCUGGCCGUCAGCACACCCCCAUCCAAAUGGCCCGGCGUAACCAAUCUCCGGGCGCUGCUGGCACGCGAAAAGGACGAAGAUACACCGCGGCUGAAUGUGCUGCUGUGCGAAUCGUUCGUGGCGGGCUAUAUGGCGCUGUUCGUGUACGCCCUCACCACCUGCGACAGCCACAUACUGUAUCGCCUGGCCGGGCAAAACUUCUCCGACAGCUCCUGGUCGACGUUGUUCGGCGGUGGUGUAAAGAAGUUGUUGCGCAAGGCUACGUCGCACGCACAAACGGCGCAAGCGGUGCAGGCACAGAUGCAGCAGGAAGCGCUGGAGGCGGCGGGCGGCGAGACGGUCACCGGUGCGGAAGGCAGCGUUUGGGGUGCGGUCACCUCGCUGACGAAGCACCGUGUGAAGCUGAACAUGAAGCUGCUCGGACCGUUCGCUGGUCCGCAGGGUGCGUCGAGCAUGAAGGAAGACAAACCUACGUACCGGGAACAGUUUGUACCGCCGGAAAUGUCCAUGGUUUCGUACUUUCUCACCAAACCGAUCCCGAAGGGAUUGGGAGCGGACGAGGAAGAGUACGAUUCGGCCGAUUCGGCCGUGUCCGAUCUAGACGACGAGGACGACGAUGAGGACGUGUUUAACGAUCCGCUCAACAACGACCCAAAAGCAUCGCAAGUGUCGGCCGCCGUCAGAAAGCAUCGGCUGGAGAAUACCGAGCACUCGAAUCCCAAUUCGUACUCCUGGUGUAUUAUGCGCUACGCCUUGAUACGGGUGGCACAAAAUCAGCUGCAAUCGUUUAUUGCUAUCGCUGGGAUCGAAAUGCAGGAACUUCCUGUCAGCAGUCCGUUAGUGCACGGCAUACUGCGGACACUAUCAUCGUGGCAGGACUUGCUAAAGGAGGAGUUGGAAAAUCGUGGGCCCGCUUCAGUAGAUUACAUUCCAGGCUGCUUCAUUGAAUCCGAAGCGAAGGGUCCUGCCAUUCACAAGUAUCGAUCGCUGCUGGAACGUUCCAAUACGCCCUUCAGCCCAUGCUUAUCGGCAUCAGCACCGGCUAGACGACUGUGGAACUAUCUGGUGCGCAUUGAGUCCGUGCAGGAAAUUUUCAUACGUGCCGUGUUUGGCAAGAAAAAAUCGUCCGCCAACGCGCCGUUCGAAUCUGCCGUAGGUGCAGCAGGAUCGGCUUCUGCCUCGAUCAAUGAUGCCGGCACGCCUCUCGGUUACGAGCACAAUGGCGGCAGCGCAGCCGGCACUACUCACCACCAGCCGCACAAUCCAAACAUUCCCGAACCGGUGCGAAUUAUACACAAGGACCAGGAGCAAAUAUCGGCCUUCUGUCUCAACCUGGUAAAUCCGGGCCUGCUGGCGCUCGCAACACCCAGGGAGGUGCAGGAGAUGGAUAUAUCGCUGCUGCUCGAGUCGCCCAACUGGAUGGAGGACGAGUGCGAGAUGGACAUUAUGAAUCUGUCCAAGGACAUUGAAUCGCUUGCAUCGAGCAGCUUUCUCGUCAUUCAAACUGCUACCGAUAAACAUCUGCUUAACCAAAACAUCAGCAGCGCUCAGAACUAUGGUGCACCGUCGAGUCCCCAGCCUGGCAUUGCAGGACAAUCAGGACGUGGAGCUUCCGUGAUCAAAGGAGCCACAUUCCCCGGUAGUCAGUGUCCGCGGUUCUGCAAGCUGGUUAUCGAUCGUUCCAAACAUUUACUGAAACCGGUGCUGAAGCAUAAAGUUGAUAACAUUAAACGUAUGAGUGCACAUCCGCUGAUGCCACUGUACCUUACCGGCGGACAGGACGGUUCGGUGCAGAUGUGGGAGUGGGGCCAUCAGCAGGUGGUCUGCACACCCCGCUCACCGGGCACGUUUGCCAAGGUGACUCGCUGUCGGUUUUCGCAGCACGGCAACAAGUUUGGCAUUGCCGAUGGCGACGGUAACCUGAGCCUGUGGCAGGUGGGCCUAGCAAGCCAAAACAAUCGACCGUUCUUCACGUAUCAAUGCCAUAAUAAAGGAAUCACAGAUUUCGUGUUUCUCGGAUCGUGCAGUUUGGUGGCAACAGCUGGUCACAGUUCGGAAAGCAAAAACGUAGCUAUAUGGGAUACGCUUUUACCACAGAAGAAAGCUCUGGUAGCUGCCUUUACAUGCCAUGAUCAAGGUGCAUCUAGUCUAGCGUAUGCUCCGCAGCACCAGCUGCUUAUUUCGGCCGGCAAGAAAGGCGAUGUGAGCAUUUUCGAUGUUCGCCAACGUAUCCUGAGACAUCGGUUCCAGGCACAUGAACAUCCAAUCAAAUGUUUGGCCAUCGAUCCGAACGAGGAACAGUUUGUAACCGGCUCGGCUGAUGGUGAUAUUAAGGUUUGGGGCCUGUCGGUGCAUACCCAGCUGUACAGCUUCAUGGGAGAGCAUGCCCGGAGCAGCUUUUUCAAGCACAUCGGUCAAGGCGUUACCCAGCUGCAAAUCGAUCAGGGAGGGCGCCUGUUUUCGUGCGGUGCCGACGGUUCGAUGAAGGUGCGGCAGCUGCCGGACCGUGAACCGAUUGUUCAUUCACUGUACUAAUCUAAAUUUGCUCCCAGACGUGUACGAAUUUUCAACGAGUCACGCAAGCCAUUCGCGAGAACGGUAAUAGGGAAAGGAAAACAAACUAAAAGUAGUAGUGAAGCGAUGAGAGUCCUUAGAGAUGCAUUACGAGUAUUAAACGAAUGAAAUGAUGGGGCAGGCAAUUGAACAUGGGAAAACCCUAAACCAAUAAUUGGGCUGUUGACGUCGUACAACCCACAGGAUUCGCAGUUCGAACCACACCUCAUUAGUAGGCAGAGUUAGAGGGCAAGCGUUUAUGAUGAUGUUGUUGUUUUUAUUCCGAAAGCUUUUAAACAUAAUUUAGCUCCCGUAUAUAUGUAUCUGACCUUUGUUUUCUUAGCUUGAUCGACCUAACGCGUUGGGCGACCCCGCAUCUUUAGCAUCGCAAAACUAUAGAUUGAAAGUAAGCGCAGCAGAAUGUGACUGACCGAUAGCGGGUGGAGUGUUACAAUGAUGAAGUAAAACAAUACGACACCAUACAUUUAAAUUAUUCAACCGAGGUGCGUGUGUGUACUCUACGCUCAUGCACUUGAUUGUGAGGAUAUUGAACCGAACAGUAAUGAUGAUGAUCACAACAGCUAGGAUUGCAACAUACCGCAGACAAUACCCAUAUUGAGGAUGCUUAUCGAAAGGAUAAUGUUAUACCAAAAAGGUGGAUCCAUAUAAAAUUAAACUAAAUUCCCCUCGCAAGUCCUCGUACACUAUACAUAUAUAUAUAUAUCUAUUAUAAUCGAACACGUAGCGAAUGGGGUAGCUUCUUCGGGACUAGUAACGGACUCACGUGAAUCGAAUCGGCAACGCGGCGGAACUGUAGACAGUAAGCAGUUGUUAGGAGUACUUUCGCAGCUACUGACGGUCACGUCGGAACACGUUCGUGUACUACUUGCGUGCUGUUAUUAUAAAACAAACCCUACAGUCAGAUAGAGCGUGGCGCAACUGUGUAUGAAAUGGAAAGAGGAUAGGGUGUAUGUACAAUGUUAAGCUAAAUAGUUAGCACCGAUAAUCGAUUAGUAUUUAGCAGAAUCAGUUGCAAUUUCCUUGAGUAUUUCUUCCUGUACGAGUUCAUCACUGUAUUGCUGUUAAUAUUUUAUCGUUCAAAAAGGGUGCUGUUGUUUGCAGCCGGGAGGGUCAACUGUGCGUUACGCUGGAUAGUUUAAUGCUCUGGGAUUUAUUUCAUAUAAUGUUUCCUUUCUGUUUCCUUCCAACUAGCAAAUGAUUUGCUCUUCAAUGUUGCAUUGAAUGUUUUAAUUACUGAUACUACUCUCAAAGCCGAUAACCGUUUCAGACCGAUGCUCUAAUUGAAUUUAAACAAAACAAAGUUACAUAAAUUCCGCCCGCGAACGAAACCGGGGACGGUGGGGCCGGUUUAUUGUUAAACAUGAACUCUAUUGUUACUCUUGAUCUAUCCUACACUAACGUAAUAUUAAACUGUAACUGUGGCGAAAAGGGCAACAUUGAUAUACAGCAACAACGCGUACAGUGCGCAACAUUUCUCGUUCAACACCGACACUCUAAAUAAAAAUUUAAAACUACAUACUCACCCACACACGAUAUGAUACAAACUCUGAUCGGGAAGAACGCAAUAUAGAAUGUUUUAAUGAGCAAAUGAUGUAUGAGUAAUGCAACAGACAAAUAAACGAAACAUAGCAGCAGCACAUGUGUAACAGGGGUACCACGUACGAACAGUAGAACUCAAUUAGUAUUGCGCAGAGGCAACACACGUUAACUGAUGUGUAAGAUAUGGUUAAAACCAAACACACAACCAUCCAAACACCACCAUUUCCAUUUUCCAACCACAACACAGUGUACGCGUAGCUACCUGUGGCUAGAUUUGCUUAUUGGUUUGUUAAGCCUAAUAGGUCAAGUUCUUUUGUUGAUUUGUUCGCCUUACUAGAAGAAUUGUCACAUUCAACUAGCAACUGAUAUGUGUAAUACGUAAGCUCACACACAGAGCCAUGCAUGCAUACGAUCCGAGGAUAAGGCUAUGUUGUAGGGAAGAAUUGUUUUCUUGUUUUUCCUGUGUAGGGGUACUGUUGACAAUUAUCCUGCUUUUUGCUUUAUUUAUUUCCUUGUCAAUAAAUGUUACAAACAUGCUAGCUAA